UUCACGCAGUUUAGAAGGGGGACAGGAAGGAGUGCGUUCAGAUGAGAUGUCCCAGCCCCAGCUUAAUUUUAUAAAUAUGUAUACUAUUACUUUACGUUAGUCUCCAUGGGGCGCUAGCAUUAUUCUGAGAGCUCACCUCUGGAACCGCACCGGAGCGUGCUACGUGCAUGAUGGGUAGACGAGAGGCGGACGGUGGAGGCGCGAUGACCACCAGCGAGCGCUCCGAGUUGGGAUCUCUGUUGCAGGACACUGUAUCCACUUCUUCCAGCAGCGGUACUAGGCAGCAAAGGAGUCUGGGGUCCCCCACAGUUCCCCGGGAGACAUCUACCACCACAGCCUCGUCAGAGGUGAAGAAGCACCAGCACAAACACAACCUCAAGCACCGGUAUGAAGUGAUGGAGACGCUGGGGAGAGGCACGUACGGCAAAGUAAAGAAGGCGAUGGAGAGAGCAACUUUGCGCACGGUGGCCAUCAAAUCCAUCCGUAAGGAGCACAUCACCGAUGAUCUGGAGCGUAUCCACAUUCAAAGAGAGAUUGAGAUCACGUCUGCCCUACAGCACGCCAACAUCAUACGUUUCCACGAAGUGUUUGAGAGCAGGGACAAGAUAGUGAUUGUGAUGGAGUAUGCCAGCAGGGGAGAGCUGUACGAUUACAUCCAGGAGAGAAGGAGACUGUCCGAAACUGAGGCCCGUACCAUCUUCAGACAAAUCACAUCCGCUGUUCACUACCUCCACAAGAGCGGUGUUGUCCAUCGUGACCUCAAGUUAGAAAACAUCCUUUUAGACCAAGAUUUGCAUGUCAAGCUGGCAGAUUUUGGACUCUCAAACCACUUUCAAAAAGGCAUUCUUCUACAGACAUACUGUGGUAGUCCUCUCUAUGCUGCACCAGAGAUAGUUCAAGGCUGUCCCUACCAAGGCCCUGAGGUUGAUUGCUGGGCCCUAGGUGUUUUGCUUUAUGCUCUGGUGUACGGCAGCAUGCCCUUUGACGGAGCAAGUAUCAAAAUACUGACAGAGCAAAUCGCACAAGGUCGCUAUCGCAGACCAAACUCACCCUCAGAUGCCUGUGCCCUGAUAGACUGGCUACUGAGGGUUGAAGUGGAGGACAGAGCCACCAUCGAGGACGUGGCCAACCACUGGUGGGUGAACUGGGGUUACGAGGAGAGUGUGUGCGACUGUCCCACCUCCGCUCAGGACUGCUCCUCUCCGCUGCUCGCUCGCUACAUUGACUGGCAGAAUCAGGUCACUGCUGCUUGCCACUUCAGUUUACCCUUAAAGACAGAGCAGGGAGUAGGAGGAGCACGGACACAUGUGGGUAGCCUUAAAAAAUCUCGCAAGGAGAAUGCAAUCCCCCAGAAUGCAUUGCGAGUGGUGUGUGCUGCUUCUGCUGUUGAAAGUAAGAAACCAAAAGGUAUUCUCAAACAGCAGAGAAGUUUUGACUCAGUUAUUUACAGCCAACCUAGAGAAAGCAUGUCAUCCCAAACUAGAAGUAACAUUCAAAAUCAUCAUUCAGACAUCCUAUCCAACAGAGAGCCUUCUACAUUCAACCAGCACUCAUCCAAAAUGCCCAAAAAGGGUAUCCUCAAGAAUCUGUACAAUGGACUGUCUGAUUAUGAUCCUUCGGUAGCAAAGGCUAAUUCUGUAGUCAGUGCAGAAAAUGUUGAUUUGUGCUAUUUGAAACCAGUUUCUGCUGCAGAGGAUAGCCCCAGUGAUAGCCCCAAUUUGCGCACAGAGGCAGUAAGAAGAAGAAAGGGCAUACUUAAACGUAAUGGCAAGUUUUCACGCAGCCUGGACCUCUCUGAUAAUCAUGAUUUGUCCUUCCAAACCACAACAUUCCCUGAGACAUUACAGAGACAGCAUCUUCUUUCCAGUUCUGUGGUCGAAGAGAUGAGUCGUCCUUCCAGUAUUGUGAGUGAAGACAGUCUCUUUUCCACUGAGUCCUUUGACACACUAGACUUGAGUGCACAAUCACGGCACAGACUUUUCUCACAAGGCACACAGCAGCACAGAGCUUAUAGCUCAGAGGAAGAAAUAACCAGAGAGAUUUGAGGACAAUGCUGAAGAAAUGAAAACAUUGUCGGUCUGCUCCUAGUGAGCAGGAUUUUGUGUGGUAUAGGUAUAGUUUAUUAAUCCCUUGUGAGGGAAAUUCCUUUACUAUAUUUGACUAAUUCUUCAACCGGUGCCGGUGGGACAGCCUGUCAGGACCAGUGAGCUACUGCCAUACUGCUGUGAGCACUCAGGGACUCAUCUCCAGAUCUUGAGCUAGGCUUGGUCAGGAACACCUUAGCUUGAGGAUUUACCCAUGGUGCAUGUUUGGAGUUGAUGGGGGAAACAAGUGUGUCAAUUGAAGACAUACCCAGACAUGGGGAGAACAUGCAAACUCCAAACCAGAGUCGAACCCGCAACUUUCCUUCUAUGAAGCGUGAUGUGCAAAAUGUUACAGUCACAUGGAUCUUGCUUUGGUACAUCAUUUAAUGCAGUGAUUGGCUUUUUUUAAACUGAGAGCCAUAUUAGAAUCCAGACAUGUGGCAGAGGGCUGGACCAAUACUAUCACUGAUGUAAUAAGUGGUCAUGAGCACUUUUCUUUAAUCAAUUACUGCAAUCGUUUACUAAUUUAUAAUAAUUAUGAUUAAAGAAAUCGGUGAGAAUAUACUGAGAGAUGUGAUUUUUGAUUGGAAAAGGUUUGCUUUUUUGUCUAAAAUCUGUAUUGUUUUAUUUAAAAAUUAAUCAUGGAAGAUCCAUGGUAUAAAUGUACACAGUAAAGAAGUCAAAUACAUCAACACUACUUUUAUACUGUAAUAUGUAAUGUGCUCUUGAAAAUCAAAUAAGACAAUUACAUAUGUUACAGUGUAUAUGUCUAUAUGUAGUCUAUACAGUGCUACUCACGGCUGAGAUUCUUCUCCCUGUUUGAUACGUGUGAAAUCCUUUGCUGUUAUAUUUUUGAUGCUCACAAAUUGUAGAUUUUUGCUGUUGAGUUGCUGUAUUGAAAAUGACAAAGUUUGGGCCAAAGUCAUUUAGCAUUUGGGAAUAGGCCUGUAAUGUUGAAAAAAACAAGUUGAAAUUACUGAUCUUGUUUUGAGCUGUGUCAGGUGUUCUGUGAAAGAACCUGAGAACUGUAUGAACUGAUGAGAAAUGUUCCAUAUGAUGUGACCACCUGUGCCCCUGUUCACAUACAGGUUUGAACCGAAUGAUCUAACUAGAUAAAGUUUCAAACACUGAGCUAAAACCUUUGAAAAAAGUGUAAAUAAAUACACACACAAUAACCGUAAUAAUAAUAAUGAAUAAUAAAGCACAGUCUUAUCACUCAAGGUUGCUUCACAAGUACGGGUUCACCAUAUGGACACAACCAUUGAUACCCA
This is a messenger RNA of Boleophthalmus pectinirostris (great blue-spotted mudskipper), 3355 nucleotides long. RefSeq names its product NUAK family SNF1-like kinase 1. Gene Ontology annotation, biological process: protein phosphorylation; intracellular signal transduction; microtubule cytoskeleton organization. Bases 168 to 2045 code for a protein of 625 amino acids. The record is from RefSeq and is a predicted model, not a curated record. NCBI's taxonomy places the organism in Eukaryota, Metazoa, Chordata, Actinopteri, Gobiiformes, Gobiidae. Gene Ontology annotation, molecular function: ATP binding; tau-protein kinase activity; protein serine/threonine kinase activity. The transcript is spliced from 7 exons. Gene Ontology annotation, cellular component: cytoplasm.